This is a messenger RNA of Thlaspi arvense, 2997 nucleotides long. The record is from the annotation of a GenBank genome assembly. Lineage: Eukaryota; Viridiplantae; Streptophyta; Magnoliopsida; Brassicales; Brassicaceae.
AGUUUGUCGCCGGGUGAGUCGGGAAAUGAGCUCCGACGAGGUCAAAGGCGGCGGAAUGUGAGGUACAACUUCAAUUUCGACGACUACUUCGAUGAGGAGGAAGAAGAAGAGGAAGAGGAGGCAGACGACGAUUCGGAGGAGGAGAGGAAGAGGCAGAAGAAGCUGAAGCAAGUCCUGAAUCUGAACCAGAGCCGGGCCAGAGCCGAUCCUCCAACAAUAAGCCGAGGUCGAGCGGCGGCGCGUGUAAGACACGAGUCGGACUACGAAGAAGAAGAAGAAUAUGAAGCAGAGGUAAAGGAGGAAGAUGAUUAUGAAGAAGAUACGAGUGAGAAGAGGCAAGUGAAGAAAAGAAAAAUUAGCCGCCGGGUGAAAGAAGGUGAGAAGGAUUACGAUGAGGAAGUUCACGCAGAUUCCGACGAAGACAGUAAUGUUAAGGAAAAGAAGAGAAGCGCUUCUGCUUCUGGGACUCACUGUGAUGGUUCUUCAGAACCAACACCUAUACUUGACAAGAAGGCGUUGGAGUUGAUCCUUGACAAACUUCAGAAGAAAGACAUCUAUGGUGUGUAUGCAGAACCGGUUGAUCCUGAAGAGCUUCCUGAUUAUCAUAAUAUAGUAGAGCAUCCCAUGGACUUCUCCACAGUGAGGAAGAAGCUUGCAAAUGGAUCAUAUCUUACAUUAGAAGAGCUUGAGAACGAUGUCUUAUUGAUUUGCUCGAACGCGAUGCAAUACAAUUCAUCAGACACUGUAUACUAUAAACAUGCAAGGACUAUUCAGGAAAUGGGGAAGAGGAAGUUUGAGAAGGCAAGGAUAAAGAUUAAACGUGUUGAAAAGGAGUUUAAAACGGAUGAGAAAGCAAAACCUGCCAGCUCUGGGAAGAAGCAAGUGAGUUCUUAUUUCUCCUCUGGUGGGAACCUUGCUGGUGGAGGAGCUUCCCAAAAUAAGCCUUUUUCAACUCAAACCAGCAGACAUGUAGAUGUGCUUCUCGAGGGAGACACAUCCUUGCUAGACAAUCUGGAGAAAGCAGAAGACUUAUCAUCCGGUCUCCUUGGUAAGUGCGGAAGGAAACUGACGGUUGUUGAGGCAGACAGCCGUGCAGCUUAUGGCAAUUCUGAUCAGCAGGUUGAUAGAUCUGAGUCCAUAUUCACAACAUUUGAGAGUGAAAUCAAGCAGUUUGUUGCUGUAGGACUUGAUGCGGAAAAUGCAUAUGGUAGGAGCCUUGCUCGUUUUGCUGCGACUCUUGGACCCGUUGCAUGGAAGAUAGCUUCUCAGCGAAUCGAGCAAGCACUACCUGAAGAGAUUAAGUUUGGCCGGGGAUGGGUUGGAGAAUACGAGCCGCUUCCUACACCAGUACAAACCUGCACACCUAAAGAAGCAUUUGUGUUUUCGAAGCCACUGUCAAAUGCUGCUGCAGAGAAGAAUGAGACACUGUUUAAGACUCUUGUACCUGCAAAGGAACAACAGGGUAACAGACCCGUUCCAGAUGGAAACUGUCCAUUCCCGUUUUCAGCAUCUUUUGAGGCUGUGUCAGAAGGGAGUUCAUCUUUUGUUGCCACUCAAGUAGGAAACCUGAAAUCCAUGAGCCACCAUGGAUAUGGAAAUUCUUCUCCGCAAGAGUUUAUCAAGCCUGAAAAUAGGAUUUCUCAGCAAGUAGAGCUGAAUUUACCACCACCAGCAGAACAAACCAGUUCCGGUUCUGCUUGUGCUUCGGAAAACCAUAGCUUUGGAAAAUCAGAUACGGUGGCAUCAUACAUGUCAUCAAGUGAUAUGACGAGGAAGAUGACAGAUUCUGAACAUUACAAGCACCAGAUGACUACUAACGGGAUUUUCCGUGGUGGAUUGAGUAAUGGUAGAGUCUCGGCCGGUGUGAACAACACAAUGUUUGAAAUAUCUUCUGAAACCGCUAAUGAAAUGAAACGAGCAUUGGCUAAAGGUACACAACAAUCCAUGAGACAACAGAGUCAAAGCCACGGUGAACAAGCACCAGAUUCUGAACGUUUCAAGCACCAUAUGACUAUUAACAGGAUGUUCCCUGGUGGAUUGAGUAAUGGCAGAAUCUCGACCGGUGUGGACAACAGAAUGUUUGAAAUAUCCUCUGAUACUGCUAAUGAAAUGAAAGGAGCAUUAGCAAAAGGUACGCAGCAAUCCAUGAGACAACAGAGUCAAAGCCACGAUGAACAAGCACCAGACUCUGAACGUUUCAAGCACCAUAUGACUAUUAACAGGAUUUUCCCUGGUGGGUUGAGUAAUGGCAGAAUCUCGACCGGUGUGGACAACAGAAUGUUUGAAAUAUCUUCUGAUACUGCUAAUGAAAUGAAACGAGCAUUAGCAAAAGGUACGCAGCAACCCAUGAGACAACAGAGUCAAAGCCAUGGCGAACAACCACAGUCGAUGAGAAACGUCAAUGAAAAGGCUAGAACACAGCACCACACCACCAGUGUUCCACCAGAUGUUUCAUCACCACAAUCCGCAAGAAGUGAAGAUUCUAGCAAUGCUUCUGUAGCAGCAGCACGAGCAUGGAUGUCGAUAGGAGCCAGAGGGAAUAAUAAUAACCAAACAUUUGAAAUUUCGAAAAGCAGCCAGAUUUCUGCAGAGUCAUUGUAUAAUCCAUCAAGGGAACAACAAUUCCACCAACAAGCUUGUAAACCGAGAUCCUCUGAAGGGACUCAGUUCCUUCCUCAAAGGAAUGGUUUACCUUUCCAGACAUUUGUGAACCAGCCGGUUCACGGGAUGAUGAACGGAGGAUCCCAACCAUUUCAGAACAACCGGCCAACUGUUUUCUCUCAUAUGGCAGCUCCAACCUCUGAUGUCACGAGAUUCCAUGUCCAGUCCCCACGGCGAGGAGGUAUUACUCCACAUGGCCAGUUAAAUCAGAGACGAGAGAAACUCAUUUUCCCACCAGAUUUGAACAUCGGAGUCCAUUCGUUUGAUUCUCCUGCAAAACAAUCUUCUGGUCUUCGUGUCGAUUCCCAACAGCCUGAUUUGGCCCUACAACUCUAA